This is a messenger RNA of Centruroides sculpturatus (bark scorpion), 2078 nucleotides long. Its product is annotated as 5'-AMP-activated protein kinase subunit gamma-1-like. The record is from RefSeq and is a predicted model, not a curated record. The coding region runs from base 68 to 892 and encodes 274 amino acids. The transcript is spliced from 10 exons. NCBI's taxonomy places the organism in Eukaryota, Metazoa, Arthropoda, Arachnida, Scorpiones, Buthidae.
UAGUAGUUGAUAGAAUUUUAGAAAGUUUAAAUUUUUAAUAAAAAAUUUAUUGUUAUAUUUAAUAGGAAUGCUAACCAUAACAGAUUUCAUCAAUAUUUUAAGAACAUAUUAUAAAUCUCCAUUGGUACAUAUGGAUGAAUUAGAAGAACAUAAAAUUGAGACAUGGAGAGAUGUACUAAAAGAAAAAGCAAGAUCUCUAGUCAGCAUUGAACCUGAUGCAAGCCUUUUUGAAGCCAUUAAGACACUUAUCCACAGUAAAGUCCAUAGGCUUCCAGUCAUUAAUCCAAAUACAGGAAAUGUGUUGUAUAUCUUAACACACAAACGUAUACUCAGGUUUUUAUUUCUCUAUUACUAUGAUUUACCACAUCCAAAUUAUCUGUCUAAAACACUUAGAGAACUCAGGAUUGGUACCUAUGAAAAUAUUGCAACUACAACACCAAAUACGCCACUUAUUAUGGCUCUUAAUCAGUUUGUGGAGAGGAGAGUAUCUGCUUUACCAGUUAUUGAUGAUAAAGGAAGAGUUGUUGACAUUUAUGCCAAAUUUGAUGUUAUAAAUCUGGCAUCUGAAAAGACAUAUAAUAAUUUAGAUAUUAGUAUAAAGAAAGCUUUGGAGCAUAGAGAUCAGUGGUUUGAAGGUGUUCUGAAAUGUACACUUGAUGAUACACUAGAAUCUGUAAUGGAAAGGAUAGUGAAAGCAGAGGUGCACCGUUUAGUUGUUGUAGAUGAAGAUGGAUGUGUAAUUGGUGUUAUAUCAUUGUCUGACAUUCUCAAUUAUCUUGUCUUAAGGCCCAUGGGUUUAGAAAAAUCUAAUAAGGAAAAUCAGAUGGUAUCUCAUGUAUUGGAAGAUACUGAAGAAGAAACACUUGAAGAAAGUCAAAAGGAAUUUGACUGAUCUAAUUUAAUAUAUGGUGAUUUAUUCUCAAAUAACAGUCCACAUUACCUAGAAGAUAUAACUUUGUUCUUCAAAGUUUAGGUACAAGAGUCCAUAUGUGUGGCAUUCAGAAAAAAAAGAAAAACAAAUGUAGCAGGACAAGACUGUAGAUAAGUCAUCAUACUUGAAUUGGUUAUUUUUUUGAAGGGUUCCAUAACUGUACAUAAAUUUUCUUCUCGUUCAACGACCAUUCUACAAAAUAAUACAGUCAAAUCCACUUUAUUUUGGUGCUUAUUUACCUAUAAAUAGUACUGUUUUUGUUUUUUUUUUUUUUUUUUUUUUUUCUUCUUCUUCUGAGUGAAGGAAAGAGAAAAUAGUUGUUGGUAAUUUGUACACAUUAUGCAUCAGAAGCAAAAAACAAAAUAAUAUGCAAAAUAUAGAUUACUUUCUGCUUUAUUUUGUUUUGAUUAGUUGCUUAGAUGAAAGUGUAGUAUUUCGCGUUUUGAUGUCAUUAGCUUCAAUGUUAAUCGUGCCACAAUUGGAUAUAAGACAAUAAGUGAUAAUUGAAAUUAUAAAUAGUUUUCUGUACAGAAUGUUGCCUGUAAACUGUCUCCUGUUCAUAUGUAUACUGUAUAUACAAUGUAUGUAUGUGCAUGCAUGUAUAUAUACAUAUGUAAUGUGUGUUUGUAUGUAUAUAUGUGUAUAUAUAAAAAAAUAUACAUAUAUAUAUAUAUUAUAUAUACAUAUGUGUGCGUAAUGAUACAUACAUGCAUUCAUACAUAUAUACAUAGGCAUGUAUAUACUAUAUAUAUAUACUGUAUGUGUGCAUGUGUGUGUAUAUAUUUGGAAAGAAAAGGGGGGUAUUUUUGAAUGAUAUUUGUUAACUGAGGUAGGGGUAAGUUAACAUGUCAAAAUAUGUGGAUUUUUUCCACUUUUUGUCUAGAUUUAAUUUCUGAGAUAAGUCACUUGCAAUUUUAUCUACUGAAACUAGAUUGGGACCUAUUUUUAUGUCAGGAUAUUUCAUGAAAAUCUUAUAGUGUGCCUGUAUACCCUCAACGAAUAUUGAUUUUUAUUAAUAUUUUGUAGGAUAAAAAAAGGGAUUCAGUUUGUUUGAAAGUUUGGCAUGAGAUUUGUAAAUCUUAAGUUUAAUGGAUAAAGUUGUUACAUUAAAAUUUUAUUGUAAGACAAGUUAUUUUUCAGAAACAUA